Messenger RNA from Scaptodrosophila lebanonensis, 3012 nucleotides. RefSeq lists its product as uncharacterized. The transcript is spliced from 16 exons. Gene Ontology annotation, biological process: signal transduction. The coding region runs from base 102 to 2930 and encodes 942 amino acids. The record is from RefSeq and is a predicted model, not a curated record. Lineage: Eukaryota; Metazoa; Arthropoda; Insecta; Diptera; Drosophilidae.
AAACGUCAGAGUGCUCGGCUGGCUGUUUAACUCUCGGAUACGGAUACGAUACGUGCUUGAACCAAACUCAUGCAACUAAAGCCAAUAAAUAAGCAACCAGGAUGUUCUUGGCUGUAAAUCAAAAUGUGCGCAAGUCCCUAAAACGUCAACGCGCUGACCAGAUGAGCGAAGAGAAGCCAAAUGAAUCAGCUGUUGCCAAUUUAAGGCCAACAGACUCGACGGCUCAACUCGUGUUGGCAUGCAAAUGCGGAUCAGCCUGUAAACAAUGCCAGCAACAGGUGCCACCACCUAUCCCCACCGAGCCCGGUUGCACGUGCACGGACCGUCCAUCCAUCCCAUCAUUGACGCUCGUUUACCUCUAUCUGGGCGCGCUCACUUUUCUUUUGGCCACACUUGGGCUCAUGUUCUAUACACACACCCAGGAGGAGGCGACGACGGCGACACCCCCACCACCUCUAACACACCAGCAAUUCCAAAAGGAGUUGUUGGCAUCAGAACACGUCCUACGCGCCAUGAUGCUGCAGAUACUGGAUAAGGAUGUGCAGUUGCCUUUGACGACACAGACAUCAACAAAACCGCCGGACUCAAUGGGAAUCGUUAGGAAUGAGCGCAAAUAUAAUGGUAACCUGCUCAGCAUUGGCGAAACAGAAGAAAUCAAACGUUCGCGCAGAGACAUAUCCUCAUCGCCCGCCUCCAUGCAUGCAGAUUCAUUGAUAGAGUUCUUUAAUCCGAAUCAUCGGAAAGCGCUUGAAGAGCAGGACACUGAGAUACGUAAGCGUACGGGGUUGAAGGGCGCCGCUCCCGGUGGGGACGAAUGGAUUUAUUUGAACACCUAUUGCCGGGUGCCGGAGAAAAUUAUCACUGGUUUCUGCAAAGGCACGCAGGAAUACUGUCCGCCUGGAAAACCAGGCCUACCAGGCAUACCAGGACCAAAGGGAAAUCGAGGAGAUGUUGGAUUACCCGGUCCCCCGGGUGUGGACGGUGCCCAAGGAAUUAUGGGACCACGAGGACCCAAAGGUGAUGUUGGAAGCACUGGACGCGCUGGAUUGGAUGGACGGGACGGUGUUCCAGGCGAACCAGGCCUAGAUGGUGUACCCGGACGUGCUGGCUCUGAUGGGAUACCUGGCAAAAAUGGGCUGCCAGGGCAGGAUGGUAAAGAUGGGCUCAAUGGCAAAGACGGCAAGGAUGGCUUGACAGGACCAAAAGGUAUUCAAGGACCGCCGGGAGAGCGUGGACUCAAAGGCAUUGCAGGACCACGUGGUCGCCCAGGCAAGCCUGGCACCAAUGGAACUCCAGGAAUUCCUGGUAUCAAUGCAUGGAAGGUUCAACUUUCCAAUGGCAGUUUCUCAAACGAUCUACUCAUACCGCCCUCUAUAACUGAUCUGCAAUCCACAAAUAUUCAACGCGUUGUCAUCGUCGAGGAGGGCAAGUCACUGAAUCUAAGUUGCACGGCCACAGGCAACCCGGUGCCUCAUGUGGAAUGGCGUCGCGAAGAUGGGCGGACUAUCACCAUUAAUGGCCAGGAAAUGUCCUCCAUUAGUGGUCAGUUCAUUAAGUUUACUAACAUAACUCGGAAUCAGAUGGCGGCGUACACCUGCUAUGCCAACAACGGCAUCGCACCUGUUGCCAAUGCGACUUAUCUAGUAGAAGUGCAAUUUGCCCCCAUGAUAUCGGUAUAUAGACAAAUGAUAUAUGCCGAGUAUGGGCGUAGCGCUACAUUGGAGUGCUUGGUGGAGGCCUUUCCCGAAGCCCUACGCUAUUGGGAACGCGCCUAUGACGGCAUGAUAUUGGAGCCCGGCGACAAGUACCGCAUGGAGUCCUAUCCAGACGGUUUCAAGACCUCAAUGCGUUUAACAAUUAGUAAUUUACGUAAGGAUGACUUUGGUUACUAUCACUGUGUGGCACGUAAUGAGCUCAACGCUACCAUGGUUAAUUUCGAAAUAGCACCUCAAGAUCCGAAUAGUGAAACCCCAUAUGUGGGCACAAAUAUCAAAAUUUAUGGUAAGCCACCGCCCGAGAGCGAGUGUCCAAUGUGCGAACAGUGUCCGGAUCCCAGCUUGUAUCAGUGCAAAGAUUCGAUUUUAAAUAGUUUUGAAAUCCAGCCAACUGGUAACCUCAGCUUUCCAGGCCUUCCAAAACGCCUUAAAUCCUGUUUCUUGUAUGCGGUGGGAAAACCUGUCUUCCAUAAAUCCGUCAACGAAAUGUAUGGUUCUUGGCUCCGGGACCCGGCCGCCCGAGAAAUUGAUCGUGAGAAAACAUUUGUUACCAAUGAGAACGAUGCCUAUAAUCUUUUUGAAUUCUCAACACGCGUUCAGUACAGAAUGAAUAGUGUUCCAAGGCGUAAAUAUGAGAUACCGGAGGGAUUUCAUGGCAACGCACAUGUCGUCUACAAUGGCUCUUUCUACUUUCAUCAAAAGAACUCGGAUCUUGUAGUUAAGUUGGAUUUAACUACCUUAAAGAAAAUCUCCACCCAAUUGCCAUAUGCCGGAGUCGCAUCUUACAACAAACUUUACACCACAGACCACAAUUAUAUGGACUUUAACGUGGACGAAGUGGGUCUUUGGGUCAUAUAUAGUACCUUGAAUUCCAAUAAUACACUAGUCGCAAAGUUGGAUGCAGAGACUUUAAAAAUGCAAUAUAAUUUUAAUGUAACGCUGGAUCAUAAACAAUUCGGUGAAAUGUUUAUUGUCUGUGGUAAUUUAUAUGCCAUUGAUUCGGUUACAGACAAGAACUCCCAAAUUCGCUAUGUAGUUGAUCUGUACAAGGGCGAGUUACUAAACACCAAUUUGCCAUUUUCUAAUCCGUUCAGUCGAACCACUACGGUUGGCUACAACCCAUUGACGGUGGAAUUAUACUCGUGGGACAAGGGAAACGCAUUGACAUAUCCUAUUCGCUAUAACGAACAAAGAUUAAUUUCAGAUAAUAAUUAAGCAGUUUAAAAUUAUACAAUUUUGAUAUUUUUAGAAAUAAAUUCGCACUGUUUAGUGAAAAUAAAUGAUUAUUAAUUAUUAA